Molecule: messenger RNA, 372 nt
Organism: Fusarium sp. VM40
Lineage: Eukaryota; Fungi; Ascomycota; Sordariomycetes; Hypocreales; Nectriaceae
Source: the annotation of a GenBank genome assembly
AUGAAGUACUCGCUCGCCCCCUUCAUCCUCCGCCGGCCGUGGCUCUCACGCCUCAUUAAGCCCGUCUCGCAGUGGUACAUCAACGCCGCCGGCUACCGCCAGAUGGGUCUCAAGUACGAUGAUCUUCUCGAGGAGGAGAACGAAACCGCCCAGGCUGCCCUGAAGCGCCUCUCCAACCGCGAGUCCUACGAGCGCAUCUACCGCAUCCGACGUGCUGUCCAGUGCAGUUACCAACACAAGCUCCUCCCCAAGGACCAGUGGACUACCUCCGCCUCGGACAAGCCUUACCUCCAGCCCAUCAUGGAGGAGGUCGCCUCCGAGAAGGCCGAGAAGAACGAGCUCGACUCCAUUGCCGUCGUCCGCAAGCACUAA